GCGUCUGCAUCCGAAGUCAUUGUGCUGCUGUCGCCUCCAGUGAGCGUGUGGGUUCGCACGUGCGAAGAACUAAUUAUGAAAAGACUCUAUGUUUUCAUUCUGGCGGUGUUUGUGUCACCAAUGUUUUCCAACGGCCAAGCACCUAACUAUAAACCCAACAAUAAGUAUGAAGACCUAGUGAAGAUGGUAAGAAAGUUACUGCAACAAAAGGGUUACCUCGCAAUAAGCCGUGGAAGGUACUCACAAUUAGAUUACCCCAUAUGCGUGCGAUCACGUUUCGAAGAUCGCGCAUUGUCUGGAUAUUUUCACAAGCUAACUUACUACGAACAGAAGGAAAAGCGUUCCGGUGUACUAGGAAAGCGCCAUACAUUAAGAGCCUUCUUUGAAGUCAGACCACAAGCCGCACAGGGCCUCCUCGUCACGGUUUAUCUGAGUGGCGGUUACGUGGACCAUAGAAUAUCUGGAAGCUAUAAUAUCCUCUAUGCUGACAAUACUUGCUUUAUUGUCGCUGCACAGCGAGAAGAUAACACACUGGAAUGGAGCAACAACACUGCUUUAAUGCCAACAGCAUUUUCGCAAUGCUUACUCUGGAGGCGAGCAGCCGCUAUAGAACCACAGCGUACUCCAUGCAGGAACGCAUUCAGAAAGCUGUGCACCCAAUAUAAGGGACAUAAAUUUGUUUACACAAAGGAAAGAUGCACCCCGAACAACGACAUAUAAAGGCCGUUCCUCCAUACGUAUUUACUAUUGCAGGAUGUUGUUCGUUUACGUUACUUGAAGCAAA
Messenger RNA from Dermacentor silvarum, 784 nucleotides. RefSeq lists its product as uncharacterized. NCBI's taxonomy places the organism in Eukaryota, Metazoa, Arthropoda, Arachnida, Ixodida, Ixodidae. The record is from RefSeq and is a predicted model, not a curated record. The coding region runs from base 76 to 720 and encodes 214 amino acids. The transcript has 9 exons.